GCGGUCGAGACAUGGACAAGGUUCUACGUCGGAGUCCGGGUACAUCAGCUGCCCAUCUUCGCCGCUCUACCCGCGUCUGAGUCUGAUGAGCUUUACGGGUCGUUUGCCGAGGCUUGGCAGACACCGUAUCACCGUCAGCGGUGAGGGAGCGCAGCAGAGUGGCGCUAGACGGGGAGCCGAGUGCAUGCCGGCAGUUGCUCUCGCCUUUUGCGGCGCGGGCGAUGUGCCGGGCGGCGGGGAGCCCUCGCCUGUUUCUCCUGUUUACCCCUUUUUACCCCAGAAGACGCACGGCGCGACCAAGGCACCAGAUGGCGCAGGGCAAAAGCGGAAGCACUCCUGUCCCGCCUUUGCUCCCCCGCCCUGCUUCACCCGCUCAGGGCACUGGAGGACUACCCGCCUCCGCACUUCGAUCACCUCCCGUCUACUGCCCAAGGAGGGACAUGGCCACUGCUCUGCCCCACCCCCACCCCCAAUUUUCCCCACCCUCUCUGACAUGCACACAGUCUGCAAAGAUGACCGGGGCCUGCCUAGUGUCCUUGUCCCAUCGUGUGAGCAAGGAUGAGCAAAGGGGUAUAUAACCCCACCUCCCUCGACACCCUGGCUUUCCCCUCUUCUCUUUUCCAUACGCACCUUCCUCCUACACUCGGGGUCCCUCAUCUACUCCAUCCUUCCGACUCCUGACCUCUCCCUCCCCAUCCCUCUCCGUUCCUAUCGCACAAUAUGAUGGACCCAACGCGAGGUCUCUUCAAGGUCCCCACCAAGGGAGCGAAUUGCUCAGCGUGCAGGUGCUUCCCUCAACCCCUUCACCCUCC
Messenger RNA from Microstroma glucosiphilum, 812 nucleotides. RefSeq lists its product as hypothetical. The transcript has 2 exons. The record is from RefSeq and is a predicted model, not a curated record. Bases 86 to 562 code for a protein of 158 amino acids. NCBI's taxonomy places the organism in Eukaryota, Fungi, Basidiomycota, Exobasidiomycetes, Microstromatales, Microstromataceae.